Struthio camelus australis is the source of this 5282-nucleotide messenger RNA. RefSeq names its product ciliogenesis associated kinase 1 (gene CILK1). NCBI's taxonomy places the organism in Eukaryota, Metazoa, Chordata, Aves, Struthioniformes, Struthionidae. Gene Ontology annotation, cellular component: cytoplasm; nucleus; cilium. Gene Ontology annotation, biological process: cilium assembly; protein phosphorylation; intraciliary transport. Gene Ontology annotation, molecular function: protein serine/threonine kinase activity; ATP binding. The record is from RefSeq and is a predicted model, not a curated record.
GCGGCUUUCUUUAUGCAUGCUGCUGCUUGAGACGACUGUCACCGCACAGAACAAACGUUAAAAAGCCGCUUCCUGGGUGGUUAGUGUGUUUGCGGUUCCCCGGUUUGUCGGGGGAAGAGGGUCGGUUUCGCUUUCAGUUCUCAGCCCGGCAGCGUUUCAGGCACCAGAGAGGUUCCCCGCGUGCGUAUAUCAAUGAAAAUAGUAAUUUUGAAUUGCGCUUGCAUUCAGAAAGUCUGCUUAACAUAAUGAAGUAAAGCUUGCUACUAAAGGGACUUUGCUAGUUCACUUGUGUGGAAUAAACUGUUUACAGGGCAGAUAGAAAGGAGGAUUGGGGGAAUGGCUUUACAGUAUUGUGAAAACAAGGCUUUUUAAAUUCUGUUUAGUGUUAGCACACUCUUUUCUUCCAGUCCAAGACAAUUCUGCCAUUAGUAUUUACAUUAUGGAAGCCAGAAAGUGAGUCUGACAAUGUGAAGCCGAUUGUGAUAGUGUGAAGCUGCCUCUCGUAGACCCGUGAGCUCUGUGCAGCGGCUUCAGGGAGUCUCCACUGACGUGAAGCAGUCUGCAGGAUUAAAGUUUAGUUUAUUUCAAUAGUUCACAAUGAGCCAACUGAAGGUGAUAAAGACAGAACGUAAGUGUUGCAAAGGAAAUUAUAUUUAAAGAACAGUUUAGCUAGUAAGCUCAGCUUUGUGAUGCUGAUUUAGUUAACCAAAAAAGACGUUAUUUAGCUUUUGUCCAGUGGACAUGUGUUCUGUAUCCAGUGCGUUUGUGCUUCCAUAGGAGUCCUGUUAACUUCUGUGCAUCUUACCGUAUUUUUAACAUGCGUUGCUCGUUACAUCUUUUGUCAUUAUUUUAGAUUAUUUUUUUCCUCUCUAAUUUUCUUACCGCCCUUUAUCCUCCGGCAGUAUUUGCAUUUGUCUAUUUCAGUCACAUUUGACAGCUGAGCUGGGAUCUCGGAGAUCUCAGUUACAAGUUCUCUGAAAAUCAGUGGCUGCAGAAAGGAUAGGGGACAUUUAAAUUAGCAUCCCCAGUGAGGGAUAGGCAUAUUAUAUUAUUAUAUUAUGUUUUCACACCUUCGUCAGGUCAAGAGACAUCAGCCAAAUGGUCUAUCCAUAAUAGCUAUUGCUGGUUAUUACUAGCAAUGUCAUGUGCUGAUACUGUUAUGCAUGUUUUGUUUUGCUGUGGCUUAUCUGACAUAAGGCAAGGAUGCUAUUCCACUUCAGAGGCACAGUCCCUUGGGAAGGGUCGUAUGAACGGUAAGCCAGUGGCAGCAUAAUGCUCUGUGAGUUGUGAGCCAUCGUAUCUGUUGGGAUUACAAUCUCGGAACCCUUUCAUUAGGGGCCUAUUUGUUGAAAAAUCCACAAGCCCCAUCGCUUCAAUGUAGUUACUGUAUAAAAUAAUGUUUUUAGUAUUAAUAAAUAUUGCAUUUCCAGACUCAGAUACUGUGUGGUUUUUUAUCACUGCUUGAGAUUUGCAGUAAGGAUCUAACUAGAGGUCUGGAAGCCCAGGCUUCUCAGUUACUAUCCAGUCAUUGUGCAAAGACUGAAGAGAAUUCAGUAAGCGUUUUAACUUGGAUACGAUCGUUGCUUAGACAUAGCUUUAUGCUUUGCCAGUGCACAACUGGAAAACUAGCCAAAAAGCAGCAGGGAAAGGAAAGCCUUAUGAAGGUCAGUUCACGUGGACUGGCUCUGUGGUGUUCCUUGGCAGGUGGUGUACAAAGCGGUAUUGGGGCUCUAGUUUAGGCUACUCAACCAUAGUUCUUUGUAGCAUGUGGAGAGAAAUUGGUACUACUAGAGGAUACUUCCCACUGUUUAAAUGCGAGAGACGUGUUAUUUCUUUUUCACACAUGAUGUAUACAAUUGACAAAUGGUAUUUUGACAUCAUAUUUCCUAGGGUUUUUUGUUUGUUUGUUUAUUUGUUGCCGUAUCAGUAGUAACGGAACUAAUAGGCUUAGAAAACUGGAAAAGGGGAAUCUUUACACUCCUGGUACCUUCAGUUGACAGUAUAGUAUGUUUGGCAGCUCUGUUUCCAUCAACAGAAUUGUGCCUCUGCGUCUAUGUCAAUUAUGAAGUUCAAGUAACGUCCCAUUACUUCUAAAACUGUGAUUUGGCUUUGCCAAACAAGGCAAGAUAGAGGCAAGGGUUUAAGGUUCCAACAGAAAAAUGUUGAAGUGUACCUGAAAUACAGUACACACAAGACAAAAAGUCACUAGGUGUGGAUAUUGUUGUCCUUGCAGUAUUGGAGAAGGAGGAAAGCAAGAAUCAACCCCUAACUGCAGGGGAAUUCGACUUUAUUUCAAGUGUGUGAUUAAUUUAUACAGCAUAGGCCGCAUUUGUUCCUUCUAACAGACCUGAUGUAAAGCAUAUGAAAUAUUAGCAGCAAUUAGAUUAAUUGAGUGAACAAGCACUUUCUUGCUUUAUGUCUAGCAUUCUGUUGUUCGUGCAGUGUCAGGACAAAUGAUCUGAUAGUCUGAUAUAUCUGUUAUUCCUAGAGAGAGCUUCAGGACUGCUGUCCUGAAAUACAUUUUGUCUUAUCUGACAUGAGUGUAGUAUUCUUAUAUAUAAUAUAGAGAUUCCGCUUAAGGGAAUACAUAUGGCUGUGUCUCUGGCACAGAGGCCUCUUGAAAGUCAGGAAAACUGGUUUAUUUUACCUUGAUUGCAGUAUGAUCUGUGAGGUGGUUGACUUACGUAUCUGAUAAUUUGGCUAGAGCAGAUGCUCUGCUAUCUUAUUAGACUGCUUCACUUUUCUGACAACAGACAAUUUUUUUUAAGCUGUGAGAUUUCAUCCUCUGCUUCCAGUAACGGUAUUUCCCGUUAGAGCUGCCUAUAUGCUUCCUAUAAAGCGCCUCUGGUGUAAAAAGGAAUGUGCCCGGCUACAUCCAGAUAGGGCCAGUGUCUGGCUCGUUCCUGAUAGGAAAUCAAGACAAGUGUUUGUGUAUAGCUCAAAAGAACUGUCUCUUGGAGGAGAAUGGAGACUGCAAACAAGCAAUCUCAAAAGGAAAGAACUGGCUACACUCGGAGGAGAAACACAAGAAACACUAAGGACUGAAAUGUGCUUGCAGCUAAAGCUUCCUCAUCAUGAAUAGGUACACGACUAUCAGACAGCUUGGUGAUGGGACCUACGGCUCUGUCCUCCUAGGGAGAAGCAUUGAAUCUGGGGAGCUAAUAGCCAUUAAAAAAAUGAAGAGAAAGUUUUACUCCUGGGAGGAAUGCAUGAACCUUCGAGAAGUUAAGUCUUUGAAGAAAUUGAACCACGCCAAUGUAGUAAAACUGAAAGAAGUAAUCAGGGAAAACGAUCAUCUCUAUUUUGUGUUUGAAUACAUGAAGGAAAACCUUUAUCAGUUAAUGAAAGAAAGAAACAAACUGUUUCCAGAAUCUACAGUUAGGAAUAUUAUGUAUCAGAUCCUGCAAGGACUUGCAUUUAUCCAUAAGCAUGGUUUUUUUCACAGAGACUUGAAACCUGAAAACCUCCUUUGCAUGGGACCAGAACUUGUGAAAAUAGCAGACUUUGGCUUAGCCCGAGAAAUCCGAUCUAGACCUCCUUACACUGAUUAUGUAUCCACAAGAUGGUAUAGGGCUCCUGAAGUCCUUCUGAGAUCCACCAGCUAUAGUUCUCCAAUAGAUAUCUGGGCUGUUGGUUGUAUAAUGGCGGAAGUUUACACGCUGCGGCCUCUUUUCCCAGGCGCCAGUGAAAUUGAUACUAUAUUCAAGAUUUGCCAAGUCUUGGGGACACCAAAGAAGAACGACUGGCCUGAAGGCUACCAGCUUGCGUCUUCCAUGAGUUUUCGCUGGCCUCAGUGUGUGCCUAACAACCUAAAAACCCUCAUACCUAAUGCCAGCAGUGAAGCAGUGCAGCUCAUGAGAGACAUGCUGCAAUGGGACCCCAAAAAGCGGCCGACAGCUAGUCAGGCGCUUCGAUACCCAUACUUCCAGGUUGGACAUUCCCUGGGCAUUCAGGAAUUGGGAAAACAGAAGGAACUCCAUGAUAAACCAGCUCUACAUCAUAUUAAACCUGUCCCUCCAGCACAACCACCUCCGAAACCCCACACGCGCGUUUCAUCAAGGCCGUUUCAGCAAAGCCAGCCUUCUCAGCAUUUGAUAUAUCCGUAUAAGACGGACAGCUCUGGAGCUGAUCGCAGUAACCAUUUACGGGAGGACAAGUCUAACCAGGUGCUGCUGCCUGCCAUUCAUAAUAAGGUCCCUCAGCAGAAAAUAUCUGGUGGGGCCGAAAACAUAAACGGUGAACUUCAGCCAAAAACUAGGCGAAGAUGGGGACAUCUUGCUAGAACACUGAGGAGUUCUGAAGCCUGGGAUGACUUGGAAGAUCUUGAUUUCAGCUCUUCCCUUACGAGAGCUGACUUGAAAAACAAGAAGAGGCAGAGUAAUGAAGCUCUUUGUAGGUUUGAAAGCAUUUUGGACCUGAAGCCUUCGGAUGCUGUGGGUUCUGGCAACAGUGCACCUUCGCAUGCUACUCUUCCACGCCAGGACACUCCCACGUUGCGAGUUUCUGCAGCAAAGCAGCACUACUUGAGACAUUCUAGGUAUCUGCCUGGAAUAAGCACAAGGAAUAGCAUAGUCUCCACUUCAAACAAAGAGUCUGUUCCAUCUAAUCACUGGUCUAGUUCUGGUUUGCCUGGGAAAGCUUCAGGUUUGGGAGGAAGUGUCAACAGGAUGAAUUCGGGGCCCGUAGGAUCAAGCGGCCUAACUAGCGGUUAUAUCCCUUCAUUUCUGAAGAAGGAAGUAGGCUCUGCUGGGCAGAGGGUUCAGUUAGCACCAAUUGUGGAUCCAUCUUCUAACUGUGCUUCUUUGAAGUCAGUAGGACCCUGUCUUGGACGACCAUCAUUUAAUUCACCUUCAAAAAGCACACCAAGGCUAAUGCCUCUUCCACCACCAGCUCAGCCAAUCCACGGGCGUAUUGACUGGUCUUCAAAGUAUGGUGCUCACCGGUGACGUACGGAAAUACUCUCUGAACCAGUGCAUAUUUCCCAUGAAAUGGUGACUAACAUGAGACAACUUGAUAUCAUUUAGUAAACCUGCAAAUUUAAAAGAAACGGAUCCUCUAUGAGUGAGACACUUUGAAGUUUUUUACUCUUAUUUGUAUUAAUAUAAAUGCGGUCUUGUACCUUUUUGUACAAAAUUGUUAUAUAAUUGGGUCCAGUUAUUUUCAUAAAUCUGAUACAUUUUGUAUAUAUGGCUUAGGGGGGUUGGCAUUUUUAUGUGGUAAAUUUUUAUAAUGAACUUUUUAAAAUUUUAACUUUUUCCUUUAUUAGAUUCAACUUUUUUAAU